Molecule: messenger RNA, 2667 nt
Organism: Abrus precatorius (Indian licorice)
Lineage: Eukaryota; Viridiplantae; Streptophyta; Magnoliopsida; Fabales; Fabaceae
Product: nuclear intron maturase 1, mitochondrial
Exons: 2
Coding region: 87-2156 (689 amino acids)
Biological process (GO): mRNA processing
Source: RefSeq, a predicted model, not a curated record
AAAAUUAUUUCGAUUGUGCAGCUUGCAGUUUCAUUUGAUACCCUAGAGCUUUCCCUUGCGCUUGACGGAGCGCGGGAAAGUGAAAAAUGUCAGUGGGAAAAAUGGUCGAACAGCUUUACUCCCGCUAUCGCUUGCACAUUACACACUCUCCCUUUCACUGCUUCUUCUCACCACUCUCAACCCACACUCUACAACAAGAGCAAGAGCAAGAGCAAGACCCUCACUCUCUCAUCAAGCAAGACCCUAUUCAAAUCUGCACCUCUCUUUGGGUCAAAACCUUCUCUUCUCCCAACACCAUAUCAUUCCCCAACCUCACCGGUUUCCUCUCCAACUUCGACCUCUGGCUCUUCGCUUACCAACGCUCAUGUGCACACGCCACUGGCACUUUCCCUCCCCGUAACGCCGUUCACUCCCACGUUCUCCACCACCUCCUGUCCCUUCGAAACGCCGUUAUUCGCGGUCGUUUUUCCUGGAACGACAAGACCCACCAAUUACUUUGCAGCCCCAACGACACUGUCGUUUCCAAGCCUCUCUCGAAACGCAAACUCCAAGCCCUUCUCGAAUCUAACGAGCCAUGUUUUCAGGACAGGGUGGUUCAGGAGGUUCUCUUGAUGAUUCUCGAGCCGAUUUUCGAAGCACGGUUUUCCGCCAAAUCGCAUGCGUUUCGACCCGGGCGAAGCGCCCACACGGUUAUUCGAACGAUUCGGAGUAACUUCGCGGGUUAUUUGUGGUUUUUGAAAGGGGAUUUGAGUGAGAUUUUGGAUGAUGUGGAUCGAGAUGUUGUGAUGCGUUGCGUUGAAAAGGGUACGAGGGAUAAGAAAGUUUUGAGCUUGAUCAAAUCCGCGCUUGUGGGUCGCGUGUUGCGGAAAGAAGAAAAUGGUGAGGAGUUGAAGAAGGAUAAGAAGAGGAGAGCUACUAAGAAAAGGAUUCUCAAGGAGAAUGAACCAAAACCUGAUCCGUAUUGGUUGAGAACAUUCUUUAGUUUUGCUCCUGAGGAGGCUGCUAAGGUACCCUCUUAUGGUCAUUGUGGAAUUUUAAGUCCAUUGCUUGCUAAUGUUUGUCUUAAUGAGUUGGAUCAUAUGAUGGAGGAAAUGAUCGUGGAGUUUUUCAGGCCUUGUAAGUUUGAUUCGAUAUGGAAGUAUUCGAUUGAUGAUGGAUGUCAUAAUCCUGCGUGGCCGGAGUUUGUUCCGUCCAGUGGGAAGGAAAAAACUAGGAAGAUGGAUUACAUAAGAUAUGGGGGUCAUUUUUUGAUUGGGAUCCGAGGGCCGAGGGAGGAUGCCAUGGAAGUGAGGAAGAAAAUUGUUAAAUUUUGUGAGAGUGCGUUUGGGGUAAGGUUGGAUAAUUCCAAGUUGGAGAUUGAGCAUAUUACCAGGGGGAUACAAUUCUUGGAUCAUAUAAUAUGCCGAAGGGUGAUACACCCAACCCUGCGUUACACGGGUUCAGGAGGUAACAUUGUGAGUGAAAAGGGUGUGGGAACUUUGCUUUCCGUUACUGCUAGCUUGCAACAAUGCAUUCGCCAGUUUAGGCGGCUUGAGCUUCUGAGGGGUGAUAAGGACCCUGAGCCGCUUCCGUGUACUCCUAUGUUGUAUUCAGGUCAAGCUCAUACGAACUCCCAAAUGAAUAAGUUUCUUGAGACUAUGGCUGAUUGGUAUAGAUAUGCUGAUAAUCGCAAAAAAGUGGUUGGCUUUUGUGCUUAUGUCGUUCGAAGCUCUUUAGCUAAGUUGUAUGCUGCAAGGUAUAGGCUGAAGUCCCGUGCCAAAGUGUAUGGAAUAGCUUCACGGAAUCUCAGCCGUCCUUUGAGGGAGAGCAGUAACAACUCUGCACCCGAAUAUUCAGAUCUUUUGAGGAUGGGGCUGGUUGAUGUAAUUGAAGGUGUUCAGUUUUCACACAUGUCUUUGAUUCCAUCUUGUGAUUAUACUCCAUUCCCAAGAAACUGGAUUCCAGAUCAUGAAAGGGUGUUGCAUGAGUAUAUUAAACUUGAAAAUCCCAAGUUUUUUUGUGAGUUGCUCAGAUCUAUUAAGCAAAAAGGCGUAAAUCUUCCUCAAGAUGAAAUAUCUCAAAUGGUAUGGGACUACAAAACUUUUGGGGUUCGUUAUUUUCAGCCUAACAGAGAAGAUAGAGAAAUAAAACCUGAUUUAAAGGAGAUAAAUGGGUAAACUUGGCACUGAUCCAAAAUUAGUGGAAUCUUCCAGUAUCAAGGUUCUGCUUCCAAAUUCAUGAUCUCGUAGGGAAAAAGGUUACAUGCAUUGUUGAGCCAUAUUUUUGUUGAGUAUUUGAGUGUAAAAGUCCUUCAAAUACUAUUCUAGUAACAAAUGUGAGUCCACGUUGAAUUAUCUACAUAAAUGGUAGAUUGCGUCCAUUGGAAGGGUGCGUGGCUCAGAUGGCAGUGAUGUCAUUAACCACCCAGUACUGACAAUUUAGAACACGACAACAGAUUUCAAUUACUUAAAAAAGAAUAUUAAUGAAGUAUUCAAGAGGAACUUUUUACGUGGGAUAUCGGGAAGUGGAAGGUCUCUUUUGGAAUAGGAAGAGGCAAUUUCAUCUACUAGUAAAUUUUAACUGCUGUGGGCUAAAUUUGUUGGACAUCAGUUGUUGAUAGUCUAUAAUCUGUAAUAGCUGAAAUUCAUAGACGUUCAGAUUCUUUCCAUGAUCAAUAUAUUGUAUUGG